This is a messenger RNA of Huiozyma naganishii CBS 8797, 213 nucleotides long. It is a transcript of the gene RPC10, whose product is annotated as DNA-directed RNA polymerase core subunit RPC10. The coding region runs from base 1 to 213 and encodes 70 amino acids. Gene Ontology annotation, biological process: DNA-templated transcription. Gene Ontology annotation, molecular function: zinc ion binding; DNA binding; DNA-directed RNA polymerase activity. Gene Ontology annotation, cellular component: RNA polymerase II, core complex; RNA polymerase III complex; RNA polymerase I complex. The record is from RefSeq and is a predicted model, not a curated record. The transcript has a single exon. Lineage: Eukaryota; Fungi; Ascomycota; Saccharomycetes; Saccharomycetales; Saccharomycetaceae.
AUGUCCCGCGAAGGUUUUCAGAUCCCAACAAAUCUAGACGUUGCUGCUGCCGGUACGUCGCAGGCAAGAAGCGCCACUUUGAAGUACAUCUGUGCGGAGUGUUCUGCCAAGUUGUCUCUGUCGAAAACGGAUCCUGUUCGUUGUAAAGAGUGUGGUCACCGUAUUCUGUUGAAGACGAGAACCAAGAGGAUGGUUCAGUUUGAGGCCAGGUAA